AUGCUGCCUACAAUAUGGACAUACUGGAAUAGCAGCUUUCUUGAUUCAGAUACCUACUGGGGUGAUCAGGGCUAUUACUCUGGUGCUGGUGCCUAUGUCGACCUGUCGAGAAACCUAGAAAAGACCACACAAAUCAUCAAAGAUCUCUUCGAAAACCUAUGGCUUGAUCGAGCCACCAGAGCUGUUUUCCUCCAGUUUACGUUAUACAAUCCUAACAUGAACAUCUUCUGCACAUGCAGGUCAGUAACAGGUCGUCUGCGCCCACUGUUUUUGGACAGAAAUGUUUGUAAAUGGGAUACUUGUCGUUUAUUUCCGUGA
Protopolystoma xenopodis is the source of this 318-nucleotide messenger RNA. The record is from the annotation of a GenBank genome assembly. Lineage: Eukaryota; Metazoa; Platyhelminthes; Monogenea; Polystomatidea; Polystomatidae.